Lynx canadensis (Canada lynx) is the source of this 2578-nucleotide messenger RNA. It is a transcript of the gene RHO, whose product is annotated as rhodopsin. NCBI's taxonomy places the organism in Eukaryota, Metazoa, Chordata, Mammalia, Carnivora, Felidae. Gene Ontology annotation, biological process: G protein-coupled receptor signaling pathway; phototransduction; visual perception. Gene Ontology annotation, molecular function: G protein-coupled receptor activity. Bases 2 to 1078 code for a protein of 358 amino acids. The record is from RefSeq and is a predicted model, not a curated record. The transcript is spliced from 5 exons. Gene Ontology annotation, cellular component: membrane; photoreceptor outer segment.
CAUGAACGGGACGGAGGGCCCGAACUUCUACGUGCCCUUCUCCAACAAAACGGGUGUGGUACGCAGCCCCUUCGAGUACCCACAGUACUACCUGGCUGAGCCAUGGCAGUUCUCCAUGCUGGCCGCCUACAUGUUCCUGCUCAUCGUGCUUGGCUUCCCCAUCAACUUCCUCACGCUCUACGUCACGGUCCAGCACAAGAAGCUGCGCACACCUCUCAACUACAUCCUGCUCAACCUGGCCGUGGCCGACCUCUUCAUGGUCUUCGGUGGCUUCACCACCACCCUCUACACCUCUCUGCAUGGAUACUUUGUCUUUGGGCCCACAGGAUGCAAUUUGGAGGGCUUCUUUGCCACACUGGGUGGUGAAAUUGCCCUGUGGUCUUUGGUGGUCCUGGCCAUUGAGCGGUACGUGGUGGUGUGUAAGCCCAUGAGCAACUUCCGCUUUGGGGAGAACCAUGCCAUAAUGGGCGUCGCCUUCACCUGGGUCAUGGCACUGGCCUGCGCUGCACCCCCCCUCGUUGGUUGGUCCAGUCUCUUGCCCCGUCCCCCUCUGGUGGUCAGGUACAUCCCUGAAGGCAUGCAGUGUUCAUGCGGGAUCGACUACUACACACUCAAGCCAGAGGUCAACAACGAGUCCUUUGUCAUCUACAUGUUCGUGGUCCACUUCACCAUCCCCAUGAUCGUCAUCUUCUUUUGCUACGGGCAGCUUGUCUUCACAGUCAAGGAGGCGGCAGCCCAGCAGCAGGAGUCAGCCACCACCCAGAAGGCUGAGAAGGAGGUCACUCGCAUGGUCAUCAUCAUGGUCAUUGCUUUCCUGAUCUGUUGGGUGCCCUACGCCAGCGUGGCAUUCUACAUCUUCACCCACCAGGGCUCCAACUUUGGCCCCAUCUUCAUGACACUCCCGGCGUUCUUCGCCAAGUCCUCCUCCAUCUACAACCCUGUCAUCUACAUCAUGAUGAACAAGCAGUUCCGGAACUGCAUGCUCACUACCCUCUGCUGUGGCAAGAACCCACUGGGUGAUGACGAGGCCUCCACCACCGCCUCCAAGACGGAGACCAGCCAGGUGGCACCGGCCUAAGCCCUGCCAAGGACUCUAUGGUCAACUGUAGGAGUCUCCCAUUCCCUAUGCCUACCCCCAGCCACAGCUGCCCCACCAGGAGCCAGGUCUGUUGGAACCAGGUUGCGCAGACUCCUUGAGUUAAAAAAAAAAAAAAAAAAAAAAAAAAAAAGAAUAACGAGAGAAAAAUGAGGCUCCCCACUCGACAAGUAUGGCCCGAUCUGGAGUCCUGAGUUCCCAGGGGCUGGUGGGAUCUCUGCCCCUCCUCUCCCCAACUCAUGUCUCAGGAACACAAGAACUCUUGCUCCCUGGAAAAGUGUCCCAGCUUAGGGAUAAGUGUAUAGCACAGAGUGGGGCACACAGUAGGUGCUUAAUAAAUGCUAGAUGGAUGAAGGAAGGAACGAAUGGGGGAAUGAAUGAAGGAAUGAAUGGGCAGGGAGAGCAUAUCUACCCUCUCAAAACCACCUUAGCUGCAGCUCACCCUCGGCUGAUGUCCUUGAACAGUUUCCCUCCCUGGGCCUCACUUUCUUCCCCCAGAAAAUGGAAACCCCAAAUCCUUGGUCCUGCCAACGCAUGGCUGCUGUGAAGAUCAAAUGAGAUUUUGAUCUCAUAUAUGUGUGUAUAUGUGUGUGUGUGAGUGUGUGUAAGCACUUUGUAAAUGGUAAGGAGCUGUACAGAUUGUAGUUAACAUUAUGAAUAACACCAAUUAAUAUAAUGAACUAAUAUGAUCAUCUCUUCUUGAUAGUGACCAUUUUGAGACUGGGCAAGGCCCUGAGCAUCCAGCCUCAGCAGGUUUUUUUUAAAUUUACCAGAUGUCAAGGCCAGACCAGGGCUGGUGGUCGGUCUGCAGAGAGGGACAGUCAAGGGAAUGCAGAAUACAGUCAUCUGGACUGAAAAAACAACGUCAGGGGACUGCAGUCUGGGACCAAGGCCCAGGGUCUCACCUCUGACGUGAACUCCCAGGCCCAGUGCCUCCCCUUCCUCAUGCAGCCUAGGGAGAGACAGGCCUUUCUCUCAGCUUCUGCAAACUACCUGCCCUCCUUCCCAGCCCCUAGGCCACAGCAACUCUAGGCCAGCAUGGAGCUGGGCCUAGAAGCCAUAUGCUAGGCUAGACUCUAGGCCAGCAUGGCCAUAUGCUAGGCCAGCAACUCUAGGCCAGCAUGAGCUAGAAGCCAUAUUCACCUGCCCACAUUUAAUGAAGAGCUGAGUCCCCAGUGGAACCCUUUUCUCAAAGAUCUCAGAAACAAAAAGUGAGAAAUUCAGAUGGGCCCAUCUUCCCUGGGGAUGUUCACAGAUCCCAGAGUUGAGCACCCUUGCUGGGUAGGCCUGUUUUUAGUAGCUCCAGUCCAUUCUCCAUUCUGGAAAGUCCUUGCUGCAAAGCUGGUGGGAACUCUAGGGUAUCAGAACUGUGCUGCUUGCAUAACUGCCCCUCCUCCACGUAACCAAGACCAGAAGCUCUAACUCUUCCCAGCUCUGCCUGGAGACUAGGCAAAUUGGGGCAUUAAAAGCUCAGCUCCUAUA